CAGUAAAUAGUUAUACAAACAUGACCGCCAAGUCUAUCAACCACCUCCCUUUCACACAAUCCAAAGCCAAUCACAAUGAUGAAACAACAAUCCACAACAUCCAAAGCCCUCUUCGGCCUCUCAAUCCUAAUCUUCGUUUUCGGAAUAAUACAACUAUCGCUCUCCCUCUCAGUAGCACACAAGAUUCCAGCCGAGAAAGCGAAAGCUCAAAUUGAAGUGACUUAUCCUUGGCCAUACGAUGGAAGCAAUUCGACGAGCCCGUACAAUCCCAGGAAUUACUAUCCAUAUAGUUUCCUCACCAGUGUAUCCGACGCCAUCACGGCUAUAGCAGCAUUAGCUCUCGCGAGUGGAGCGCUGGGGCUAUUAUUCACGUUCAAGCCAGAGUUUGGUUGGGUAUGUGGCACGAGAAUGCCAGAGCGAGAACGAGAAGAAGCUGAUAGAUAUCGACACAGCUCCCGCUUGGUUUCUGGCCGUUCUUGCAUACAGCUCUUCAAUCUGUUGCAGCGCUGACAGUCUUCGUGCUGCUCAUCGCGUCAUGGGAGAAGCAUUAUUCGAGUUCGUGAUUGGUGUUAGAUGAACGUGGUCACCUUGAUGGCGAUUACAGCUAUGAGUCUUAUACGUGCCAGAUGCGUCGUGGGUUUGAUGGAAUAGGAUCGCGUGACUGGAUGGGAAAGUAUUGCGGGAUGGCGGUGGCAGCUAGGGCGUUCACAGUGCCAGUGUGCUUGCUACUCAUGGCUAUAGCGGCAAUGAGUGGGAUCCAGAUGAAGAAGGCCAAUGCUUCGGCGAAAGCCAUCGAGAUGGGAGACUUGCGGGCCACGGAGAAGCAAGCCAACCUCGAGCGACGAAGUUUACAAGGCGAUUUGUAGCGUACGAGCUGUAGUCUCGUAGUGCUGCAUCCUGUGGUCUGAAACAUCAUGUACUCCCCUGCUUCACAUGUAAUUCGCGGGAUUGAGCCCUUCGACCUUUGCACUCUUGGCUUUGCCGUCGAAGACGAACUCACUCAUCAAUUUUCCGGUGCCUGGACCAUUCUGGAUUCCCCAACACGUAUGGCCUGCUGCUAUCCACAAGCCCUUCGCGCCUGGAACGGCGCCAAGCAAGGGAGCCGAACUGCCGUUGACCUGAGGCAAGUAGCAAGCUUGUCUCGCAGUGACCUCUCCAUCUCGCAGCUCAUCAGAGAUGGAAGAGACAAAGUCAACAAUAUCCUGACACCGCGACUGGUCGACCUCGACGUCAUCUGAAGUGGGAGGGAGAGGAACCUCAUGAUCGCCUUCGCCGCAAGCGUAGACUUCGUUGUUGGGGCGAGCGUAUAUUUCGGGACUGACAAUUUGACCGCUGUGAGGGCCUUUAGAUGCUGAGUUGGGAAACUUGGAGGGAAGCUUGAUUUGUGUGAAGAGAGCGUAGGGUGAGACGUUAGCCUGAAUAGUAACGGAGUGGGCGCGAAGGGCACCGAUGGGAGCGGAAGGAUACACGCUCUUGGUCCACGGUCCAGCGGCUAUGAUGAUAUCCGUUGCGGGUAUCGUGUGGUCCUUUCCGGAGGUCUUGUCCGUGUAUGUCACGCUCUCCACCUGAGACGUGUUGGCGUAGUUAAUACUCUUGACAGGCGACUGAGUCUUGACUUCGACGCCUUUCUCCUUUGCCAACUCAAUCAUGCUCUCCGUGAACUGUCUUGGAUGCACCUGCGCUGUUGUGCUGGGAUCACCCAUCUCGUCGUAUGCUCUCAGCGCGUCUUGCGCCACCCAGUCCAUGUCCUCAGGUAUACCCAUCGCGCCUCUCUUCGCACUGCUCUUCUUUGGCGGAUUCUUCUCCAGACUCACAUCGUCAGCCUUUGCGCCAGCUCCCAUCUUUCCGUUCGCAUUUGUGCCGUUUGCAGAACUCUCGUCCUUGCUCUUCUUCUCGGGCAGCACUCGCCCUACGCAGUCCACCUGUCCACAGUGCACCGCUCGAUAGCCCCAUCUCUGCGCUCCGCCAUGCUCUUCCGCAAGCUCUUUGUGUAGCCCGUAGCUCAGAGGCACGAUGCUCUUAGGAUAUGCCCAUAAAGCCAACAAUCCGCCUGCCUUGCCCGAUGCGCCGCCUGCGAUCUUGCUCGCUUCCAGAAGUGUAAUC
Messenger RNA from Cercospora beticola, 2103 nucleotides. Lineage: Eukaryota; Fungi; Ascomycota; Dothideomycetes; Mycosphaerellales; Mycosphaerellaceae. The record is from RefSeq and is a predicted model, not a curated record.